GACAAUUAAUGAAAAUUGAAAGAGUCUCUAAAAUUGAAAUCGAAAAUGUAUCCUUUCUCAGGUCGGGUCAUUCAGAUUAGAGACUUGUUACCCUAACGAUCUACCAACGGUUGAAUUGAACCUGGUGUGCUCAAUUGACCUUCGUCACAAUACCUAAAGUUCAAGUCAAGACGUAAACUAAACCAACGUUAAUGCAGGGGACAUGAUGAGUUUUGUACGUAGGGUUUUAGCUUCAACUACAAAGGGUUUAUGUUCAACUCCUCAAAUUUCAAUCAAGCUCCCUAAUUUACAACUACCCAUUUGCAAUUACCACUCUAUUCCUAACAAUUUGUUGCACAAAUUGAUAAAAGAGCCAAAUUCACGCAUCAAAAUCAUUCUUGAUUCUGAAGAGAAUUCAACCCUUAAUAGCUUUGGUUUUUCCUGGAAUGCCCUCCUUGCUGCUCUAAAUUCCUCUUCUACUUCCAAGGCAAAUUUGGCACUGGAAUGGAGAUUAGAGAAUUUGCUGAAGCACAAUGAGAGAAAUCAGGAGCUGUAUACUGAGCUGAUGUCUCUUUGCGGAGAAACUCGCAAUCUUGAAUUAGCAAUGCGUAUAUUUAUGGCAAUGGAGUCUGUUGGGUUGAAACCAACGUCUGAUAAUUUUAACUCAUUGAUUUCAGUUUCUCUGUCAGUGAGAAAUGAACUGACUGCACUCUCCUUGUUUGAGAUAAUGGGGAGGUCAGAAGACUAUAAACCGAAUGCUAAAACUUAUAACCCUUUUAUUUCAAUGUAUGCCAAGUUGGGGAAUGUUAAGGUCAUGCAAUCAUGGGCCUCAGCUAAGAGAGCUGCUGGUUUUCCUGCUGAUUUGCAGUCAUAUGAAUCUCUAAUUUCAGGGUGUGUUAAGGCUAAAAGUUUAGAUAUUGCUGAAAAAUACUAUGAAGAAAUGGUGUCAUCGGGAUUCAUACCUAAUGUGCACAUUUUGGAGAAAAUGGUUGAUGGUUUCUGUGAACAGAAGGAUCUUGGCAGAACUAGAGACUUUUUGCUCUACAUGAUUGAUAAUGGGUGGGCAAUUAGUUCACAUAUAGCAGACAGGCUUUCAGGUUUGUAUUCUGUACUAGGGAAAAUUGAGGGAAUUGAGGAUCUUCUUCAAAUUCUUACAGCAUCAAAUGGAAGUCCAGAAGUUCUGUCCCGAGUAUAUUGUGCGAUCAUAAGUAUGCACGCAAGGGCUGAUAGAUUAGAUGACAUGGAAUAUGCUGUUGGAAGGAUGUUGAAACAAGGGAUAUCAUUCAAAUCUGCUGAUGAUGUUAAGAUUGUAAUCAGAUCUUACUUCAAGCGGGCAGCAUAUGACAGGCUUGAGCUGUUUUUGGAGCAUAUCAAGGGCUCGUAUCAGUUCACCAAAUCAACUUGUGAUUUAUUGGUCACUGGUUAUCAUGAAGCUGGGUUAUCCGAUAAAUUGGAUAUGUUGCUAAAGGAGUUGAAUUUGUGUGGAAGUUCAUGAGUUAUGCUUUCUCAUCAUUGAUUGUUGUUCUUAGUGCCAAGGAAAGAAUGUGGUCUGUUCGUAUCUCAGCCAAAUAUGUCCUGAAGGCUUUUAGGUGUAACCUCGCACUGAAGUAGUUGAUAUGGGUGUUCUGGUAUAAGAAAGCUGCUCCAGACCAGAAAAUAGCUCUACUUCUCAGCACACAUGUGUUGAAUACGAUCAGAUUUGAAGCUGAGGUUGGUAAGGCUAAAAAGUUGCUUAUGAACAACUAUAAUGCCGAAAGAUUUUUCUGCUGCAUAUUUUGGUAAGUGGCAGUAUUAUAUGAGCUUCGAGUUCAAAUUAGAAUUGAAAUGUUUUCACAUUUUCUGUUUUGGUGAGUCCAUCAUCCUUAGUUACAGGCAUCAUAGGAAAUUAGGAACCGUCUGAUGAUUUGAGAUGACAGAACUGUAACAUCUGUAUACUCAUGGGCGUCUUGCCAUGCUUAAGAAAUUACGAAUUUAUGCUUUUACAGUA
This is a messenger RNA of Beta vulgaris subsp. vulgaris (sugar beet), 1966 nucleotides long. RefSeq names its product pentatricopeptide repeat-containing protein At4g19890. Gene Ontology annotation, molecular function: protein binding; mRNA binding. The record is from RefSeq and is a predicted model, not a curated record. Bases 203 to 1474 code for a protein of 423 amino acids. NCBI's taxonomy places the organism in Eukaryota, Viridiplantae, Streptophyta, Magnoliopsida, Caryophyllales, Amaranthaceae. The transcript has 3 exons.